This is a messenger RNA of Oncorhynchus tshawytscha (Chinook salmon), 14851 nucleotides long. It is a transcript of the gene ank2b, whose product is annotated as ankyrin 2b, neuronal. The transcript is spliced from 49 exons. The record is from RefSeq and is a predicted model, not a curated record. Gene Ontology annotation, cellular component: T-tubule. Gene Ontology annotation, biological process: protein localization to T-tubule; regulation of cardiac muscle contraction; signal transduction. The coding region runs from base 382 to 11079 and encodes 3565 amino acids. NCBI's taxonomy places the organism in Eukaryota, Metazoa, Chordata, Actinopteri, Salmoniformes, Salmonidae. Gene Ontology annotation, molecular function: protein binding.
GUGGAGAGGGAGAAGGGGUGAGUGGCAGAAACAAGAAACAGACCAUCUCUGACAAAAUAGCGGCAGUGGCUGGCGAGGGAGAGCUUGUGCUGCUGCAUCGCGCGCCCAGAAGUACACACGCACACACACACACACACACACACACACACACUUCGGAAAACGUCAUUUCAAUAGACUCGACUGGGCACCGACUCUACUUCACGCUGCAAUCGAGCAACCGCACAGGACGUAUGGGAGACAGCACCUAGAUUGUAAGGCCGGACAGAUACUCAAGGUUUCGGCCUGGGACGUUGACAGUGCAGCCACGGCUGCACCAGGACUGAAUGGUAAAGAGACCCGAGAAACGUGACAGCAAGAACGGCUUGUGAAUGAGACUGGAACAUGGCUUCUUCUCCUGACCCAGUCACUCCAGCAUCGAUUGAAGGAGCGACACCGUCGCCCACUGCGAAUGAAGAACCCACCACCAACACCCGUCAGUCGGACAGCAACACCAGCUUCUUACGAGCGGCAAGGGCGGGGAACAUCGACAAGGUUCUGGAGUACCUGAAGGGGGGAGUGGACAUAGGCACCUGUAAUCAGAAUGGGCUCAACGCGUUGCACCUGGCAGCUAAGGAGGGCCACGUGGAGCUGGUCCAGGAGCUGCUGGAGAGAGGCUCAGCUGUGGACUCGGCCACCAAGAAAGGGAACACAGCCCUCCACAUUGCCUCUCUGGCCGGACAGGCCGAGGUGGUGAAGAUACUGGUGAAGCGCGGCGCAGAAAUCAACUCUCAGUCUCAGAAUGGCUUCACCCCUCUGUACAUGGCUGCUCAGGAGAACCAUAUGGACGUGGUGCGUUACCUACUGGAGAAUGGAGGUAACCAGAGCACCGCUACAGAGGAUGGCUUCACCCCACUGGCCAUCGCGCUGCAGCAGGGCCACAACCAGGUGGUGUCUGUCCUGCUGGAGAACGACACCAAGGGCAAGGUGCGGCUGCCCGCCCUGCACAUCGCCGCCCGCAAGGACGACACCAAGUCUGCCGCGCUGCUCCUCCAGAACGACCACAACGCCGACGUGCAGUCCAAGAUGAUGGUCAAUAGGACUACGGAGAGUGGAUUCACGCCACUUCAUAUUGCUGCCCACUAUGGAAACGUGAACGUGGCCACACUACUGCUAAAUCGUGGGGCAGCUGUGGACUUUACAGCUAGGAAUGGGAUCACGCCCCUCCACGUGGCCUCUAAGCGUGGCAACGCUAACAUGGUGCGCCUCCUACUGGACAGGGGGUCUCAGAUCGACGCCAAGACUAGAGAUGGCCUCACACCUCUACAUUGCGCGGCCAGGAGUGGACAUGACCCUGCAGUGGAGCUACUGCUGGAGAGAGGAGCACCCAUGCUGGCCAGGACCAAGAACGGUCUGUCUCCUCUCCACAUGUCAGCUCAAGGCGACCAUGUUGAGUGCGUCAAGCACCUGCUGCAGCACAAGGCGCCCGUUGAUGAUGUCACACUGGACUACCUGACAGCGCUGCACGUCGCCGCCCACUGCGGUCACUACAGAGUCACCAAGCUGCUGCUGGACAAGAGGGCAAACCCCAACGCUAGAGCACUGAAUGGCUUCACCCCGCUGCACAUUGCCUGUAAGAAGAAUAGAGUGAAGGUGAUGGAGCUGCUGGUCAAGUAUGGAGCUUUCAUCCAGGCCAUCACAGAGUCUGGCCUGACUCCCAUCCACGUUGCAGCCUUCAUGGGUCACCUCAACAUUGUCCUGCUGCUGCUACAGAACGGCGCCUCGCCGGACGUCUGCAACAUUCGCGGGGAGACGGCCCUACACAUGGCAGCCAGGGCAGGACAGGUGGAGGCGGUUCGCUGCCUGCUGAGGAACGGCGCCCUGGUGGACGCCAGAGCCAGGGAGGACCAGACUCCCCUCCACAUCGCGUCUCGCCUGGGGAAGACUGAGAUAGUUCAGCUGCUACUGCAGCAUAUGGCCCACCCUGACGCCUCCACGACUAACGGAUACACACCCUUACACAUCUCAGCCAGGGAGGGACAGGUGGACGUGGCUUCAGUGCUGCUGGAGGCGGGCGCCUCACACUCGCUGGCUACCAAGAAAGGAUUCACUCCGCUGCAUGUGGCGUCCAAGUACGGAAGCCUGGAUGUGACCAAACUUCUCCUGCAGAAAAGAGCCCCUCCCGAUUCUGCUGGGAAGAAUGGCCUCACGCCUCUCCAUGUCGCUGCGCAUUACGAUAACCAGAAGGUGGCGCUCCUGCUUUUGGACAAAGGGGCCUCGCCCCACGCCACGGCCAAGAAUGGCUACACUCCCCUCCACAUUGCGGCGAAGAAGAACCAGAUGGACAUAGCGGUGGUGCUGCUGCAGUACGGGGCCGAGACCAACAUCCUGACCAAGCAGGGGGUCACCCCCCUACACCUGGCCUCACAGGAGGGACACGCUGACAUGGCCGCCCUGCUCAUGGAGAAGGGGACUCAAGUCAACGUCCCCACCAAGAGUGGCCUCACCCCACUCCAUCUGGCUGCCCAGGAGGACAAGGUGGCUGUGGGUGAGAUACUGGCUAAACAUGGAGCCAACCUGGACCAGCAAACUAAGUUGGGUUACACUCCUCUGAUCGUAGCGUGUCACUAUGGCAAUGCCAAGAUGGUCAACUUCCUCUUACAGAAUGGUGCUAGUGUCAAUGCCAAAACCAAGAAUGGAUACACUCCCCUCCACCAAGCAGCACAGCAAGGAAACACACACAUCAUCAAUCUACUGCUGCAGAAUGGAGCUAAGCCCAACAACAUCACUGCGAAUGGUAACACAGCUCUGGCCAUCGCCCGGCGACUUGGCUACAUCUCGGUGGUGGACACACUCAAGGUUGUCACCGAGGAGAUCAUUACCUCGACAACCACGGUGACAGAGAAACACAAGUUGAACGUCCCUGAGACUAUGACUGAAGUCCUAGAUGUCUCUGAUGAGGAGGGUGACGACACGAUGACAGGGGACGGAGGGGAGUACUUGAGGGCAGAGGACCUGAGGGAACUGGGAGAUGACUCCUUGCCUGGACAGUACAUGGAUGGGAUGAACUACCUGCGCUUCAGUCUGGAGGGGGGACGCUCUGACAGUCGAAUGCAAAGUUUGGACAGGUCCUACACUCCCAGUCACCACGGUUACUACUCUCCAAAACACGAAAGCAUGAUAGAGGAGAUGCUCACCAGCCACAACGUGUCGUCUCUUGCCAGGGAAAAUGAAAAGGACUCGUAUCGUCUGAGCUGGGGCACAGAAAAUCUGGACAAUGUGGCACUGUCCUCCAGCCCCAUCCACUCUGGCCAUUCCUCUCCGUGCCAUGAUCAUGGCGACAGCAGCUUCCUGGUUAGCUUCAUGGUGGAUGCCAGGGGAGGAGCCAUGCGGGGUUGCCGUCACAACGGCCUGCGCAUCAUUAUCCCGCCGCGGAAGUGCAGCGCGCCCACGCGGGUGACCUGCCGCCUGGUGAAGAGGCACCGCCUGGCCACCAUGCCCCCCAUGGUGGAAGGAGAGGGCCUGGCCAGCAGGCUGAUCGAGGUGGGGCCCGUCGGAGCCCAGUUCCUCGGUAAACUGCACCUUCCCACUGCCCCACCCCCUCUUAACGAGGGUGAGAGCCUCGUUAGCCGCAUCCUGCAGCUCGGGCCACCCGGGACAAAAUUCCUUGGGCCUGUAGUCGUGGAGAUCCCUCACUUCGCUGCCCUGAGGGGGAAGGAGAGGGAGCUGGUGAUCAUGAGGAGUGAGACAGGAGAGAGCUGGAAGGAGCACCACUGUGAACACACCGAGGAGGAGCUCAACCAGAUCCUCAACGGCAUGGACGAGGAACUGGACCCUCCAGAGGAGCUGGAGAAGAAGCGUAUCUGCCGCAUCAUCACCAGGGACUUCCCCCAGUACUUUGCGGUGGUGUCCCGGGUCAAACAGGACAGUAACCUGAUCGGUCCAGACGGGGGCAUUCUCAGCAGCACGGUGGUGCCUACGGUCCAGGCAGUCUUCCCAGAGGGAGCCCUCACCAAGAGGAUCAAAGUGGGACUACAGGCUCAGCCAAUGAACGUGGACGUGGUGAAGAAGCUCCUGGGGAACAAGGCUACAUUCAGCCCCAUCGUGACCCUGGAGCCCCGGAGGAGGAAGUUCCAUAAACCCAUAACCAUGACCAUCCCCAUCCCCAAGAGUAACACUGACCCAGUGGUCAAUGGCUUCGGAGGGGACCAGCCCACCCUGCGCCUGCUCUGUAGUAUCACAGGUGGAACGACGCCAGCCCAAUGGGAGGACAUUACAGGAACCACGCCCCUAACGUUCAUCAACGACUGUGUCUCCUUCACGACCAACGUAUCGGCCAGGUUCUGGCUGAUAGACUGUCGGCAGGUGCAGGAGUCAGUAAACUUCUCCAGCUCGGUCUACAGGGAGAUCAUCUGUGUCCCAUACAUGGCCAAGUUCGUCAUCUUCGCCAAGACCCAUGACCCCAUUGAAGCGCGGCUCCGCUGCUUCUGUAUGACUGACGACAAGAUGGACAAGACCCUCGAGCAACAGGAGAACUUCACAGAGGUGGCCAGGAGCAGAGACGUAGAGGUCCUGGAGGGCAAACCCAUCUAUGCAGACUGCUUUGGCAAUCUGGUCCCUCUCACCAAGAGUGGCCAGCACCAUCUCUUCAGCUUCUUUGCCUUCAAAGAGAACAGGCUGGCACUCUUCAUCAAGAUCCGAGACAACACUCAGGAUCCAUGUGGCCGUCUGUCCUUUAUGAAAGAACCCAGGUCUUAUAGAAGUCUGGCCCACAACGCCAUAUGCAACCUGAACAUCACACUACCAUCCUACUCAAAGGAAUCUGAUUCAGACCAAGAGGCUGAGGAAGAGAUCAGCAGGAAUCUCGAGAAAUAUGACGAAGACACUACGUCGACGGAGACUACGGUCCGGAAGGGAGAUUUGAUCCGAGAUUCUACGGCUCUGGCCAGUCCGGACCUCCUCUCCGAUGUGUCUGAGAUGAAACAAGACCUGAUCAAAAUGACCGCCAUCCUAACCACGGAUUCUACAGACAAAUCCAGAUCCAUGGAAGGGAGCGGUCUGGAAAAAGGGGCUGAUGAGGUUCAGGGCGAGCCGUUUGAAAUCAUGGAGAAGGUCAAAGAGGAUUUGGAGAAAGUGGGCAAGAUACUUAGGAGCGGAACAUAUGUUGGUGAGGUGGCAAAUGAGGCGGCAAGAGCUGCCAGAAUGAAAGAAGAGUGGGUCCUCCUCUCAGACUGUGAGAUAGAAGAGGCCAAACAUAUGGCUGCCUUGGAACCCCAGGAACCAGUACUACGUGAAGUCAGAGUCAACAGAGGGAUUCCCAGACCUAAAGCAAUCAAAGAUGUGUCUGGGAUGGUCAAACACCUGAGUGGUGAACUCAAAGAAUAUCUCCUGGAUGUACCCGAGGGCACCAGUACAACAGCCCAGGAGAAAGAGGUCCAAGAGAAAUUCACAGAGGUAGUCCUGCGCAAAGGCGCAAAAAGAACCAUGACAACAACAAAAACAACAACAACUACUACAACAACAAAGAAAGACAUCAAAAUUCCUGCUUUUGACCUACAAAAGCCAGUCAGGAGGAAAGGAAAGGACCAGGAACAGGUGGAAGAAUCUACCGAUGGGGAUGUUCUCCUUAGCGUACCCAAAGACCCUAAACCAGUGUCACCUGUGUCCCCAGUAGUAGAGGAGACCCCCAUUGGAUCCAUAAAAGACAAAGUCAAAGCUCUUCAGCAGAAAGUGGAGGCUGAGCGAAAGGGCCAAAAGCCAACUAGCACCAAACCUUCAAAUUUUGCUGUGGAGAGCAAAAUACCACAAAAGGCAAAAGAAACCAUCCCUAAACAAAGCCCCGCAAAACAGGGCACCGCUAAACAGGGUCCACUUAAGUCCCCCAAAACUGAGUCUGAGAAGCUGGAGGAGACCAUGUCAGUAAGGGAGCUCAUGCGAUCCUUCCAAAAGGGGCAGGACCCCUCAAAGAGAAAGUCUGGACUUUUCGAGCUCAAAACCGACUCUUCUGAGCAUGAAACAACAGAAUCAGAAUCACAGCCCACUCAGUCCAAAACAACCAUCAAAUCCAUAUCAACCUGUUACGAACGGGAAGUGUCACUGGACGCCAUACCUGGCAAGCACUACACAGAGAGAGACAAGCAAAUUAACCCACCCCGAAAGCACUCCAAAGAUGUUGGUGUUGAAAUCAAGGCAGAGCUUGAGGACAAUCCAGAGUACCAACAGUUUAGGCCGAUCUCUGUAGAUGGUAGUCCUGCUGCCCAGUCAUACUUAACUGAAACCAUAGAGUUUCCGAUUUCUGCCCUCGAUGAUAGCUCUGAUAGUUUAAAACAUGAGGGCGUGGCAGACUCUCCCAGUGCCAGCCUGGGUGAUUUUAGUCCUCCUCACCUGAGCUCAGAGGAUAGCCUCAAACACCAGGGUUUAGCAACUCCUGGAACAAGCCCUGACAGUCUCUCUCUCUCUCCCAAAAAUGCUGACCAGUCCACUAAAAACUCAACAGCUGUUACUAUAGCUGUCGAAGAUGACAAGAAAAGGAAGGAUAAGUCUGGAGACUCCGGUGUGGGGACCAUUGAUGACCAGCCAUCAAAUGAAAUAACCCUCCCUCUCUCUUCCAGCAAGGCUGCAGACGGCCACACCACAAGUGAGUCCAUAACUUUUCAGACGGUCGAGUCUAAGUCCUCUAAACCGAGAAAGCUUACAAAGAGAGUUUCUGAGACUUUAGAGAGCUUCCUAAGUGAUGAGGAGAGCCCUGAUGACAAGCUAGUCUCAGCCUUAGCUGCAACCAUUGCUUCUAGUGCCUCUACUGAGCAUCAAGGAAGCUUAGAAUUGCCUUUAAGACAGCAAGACUCGGACGCCCUCAGUCCUUUUGCCGACGACUCUUUGACCAUAAGCCACAGAGACUCUCUAGACGAAGGUAGUCCCCUCAUGGAAGACAACUCUUCCCAUAGGACCCCAGACUCUAUCGAGCCCAGCCCAACAAAGGAAUCCCCUUGUCGUGACUCCUUAGAGAGCAGCCCGGUAGAGCAAAAAAACUUCCCUCCCGCUCAGCCCAGUGGGUCCUCUAGCCACCCAGAGCCCUCCAAAGCCACAGACUACCCCCCAGACGUGUUGCGUAGUAGGCUACUCAGGGACCAGGAGGCUAGUGCUAAUGAUGAUGACAGUAUCGAGCAGACAUUGUCUCAGAUGGAAAGCUCUGGUAAGAGUCCUCUCUCCCCCGACACCCCUAGUUCUGAAGAGGUAAGUUAUGAGGUAAACCCUAAAACCCCCGACAACAUGUUCCUAUCUGUGGUGUCCACACCAGCUGUCAUAAACGAAGACUCAGGGGAAGAUGAUGAUGAGUCAGAAGCACAGAGGAAAUUCACUCCAGAGGAAGAGAUGUUCAAAAUGGCAGCCAAAAUAAAAACCUUUGAGGAAAUGGACCAGGACGCCAGAACCAAAGAGAACUCUCGAAAAUAUAUCAGUGCCUCAGCAGAUGACGAAGCAGGGGACGAUAGCUUCAAAACAGUUGAACUAGAGUCCACAAAUGAGACUGAGCUCACUGGGGCCAAAGAGACCUCAGAGUUAGCUCUUUCUGCUGAAUCCCUUAUUAAAGUACAACCUCCCUCUCCUUUUUCAGCAGGUGUGCAUGAAGGAGUCCACCACACAGAGGCCAAGAGUGUAGCUACAACGGCAGCAGUGGAGGGAACUCAGUCUGUCUCAGAGCAACAUGUCUCACAAUCAGUUCCUUCGCACAAAGACAUGGAUGACAAAGACAGUUUAGCUCAAAUGGCUACCAUGUCUUCGAGCUCUGAGGGGGCUGCAAACAUAACCGACGAGCAGAAGGAGGAAAGCUUGAGGAACUCGAGGGGAAGCAAGGAGGAUGAUGGGGGAGAGAAAGAAGCAGAUACAGGCAGUCUGCGGACAUCUGCUGUAAAGGCUUCCUGCCAGGUAGAGAGUAAUAUAACUGAUGAAGUGAAAGGAGAUUACAGGGGGCACUCAGGAGCCCCUGAGGCAGAAACGUCCUCGACCAUCAUUAUCAGACAAGCAAGGGAAACGUUCAAACCUCAGAUCUGUAUCUAUGACGACACAGAGGAAGACGAUGAGGAAGAGGAACCUCCCAGAACCAAGUCGAAGGGCGUGACCGCCAGCGCGGAGGCAGACCCCUGGAGCGCCAUGCGUGAGGACGACGACGCUUUCGCGGCCCGUGUCAAAGAGGAAGAGCAGAAGAUCCUGGGUCUGAUGGUGGACCGGCAUUCCCAGGGGGAAACCCCAGACACCACCCCAGGAAGGAGCCCCACAGAGGAGAGCACGCCAACCAGCGAGCCCAAUCCUUUCCUCUUCCAAGAGGGGAAGCUCUUCGAGAUGACCCGGAGCGGAGCUAUUGACAUGACCAAACGGACCUAUGAGGACGAGGGCUUUGCCUUCUUCCAGAUAGGAGAGCAGCCUCUAGAGGAGGCGCUGUCUGAACAGGUCAGAGAAGAGCCAGGAGAUAGAGGAGCUCCAUUAGAAAGUGAAGUGGGUCUCAACCUGACUCUAGAAAUAAAAGUGGAGGAAGAUGAGAAACACGCAAAAGAUGCUCCAGAGGACGAUCAGACAGUUAGCGGGGCUGUAGCAGCCUCGCCUUCUAAAUCAGACGCCUCUAAAUCUAGAAUCCCUAGAAUGGGUCUUUCUGCCUCUGCUAAGACCACUAAGAAAGACAAAGACUCAGUAUCUCCUGAGGCUUUAGAAGUUAAACCAGAUACAAUUGUAGAGGAGACCCCCCUAGAUGUAGAAAAUAGUUAUUUAGACCCAAUGAUAGCUAAUGUUGAGACAGCAGUAACAACUGUCACUCGAUCGGUGUACCCUGAACAGGACCAAGAGUCCUCUGACUCCUCUCCCGAGGAGCAGCAUUCGGUUAUAGAACUCCCCAAAACCAUGGAAAAGAUCUCAACCCCAACUUCUAGUGAAAAAGUGAAAAAGAUCCCAACUAAAACCCCAGCUAUGGCUCCAGCCAAGGCUGGCCCCCAAAGUCGAGCUAAAACUUCUUCCUCCUCUACAUCCCCCUAUUCAGCUACUCCUAAAAAAGAAACCCCCUCUACAGAGUCAAAAUCAAGAAUACCUGUCAAAGGCAAGGCUAACCCUGUCAAGCCUGAGCCAUCAGUUAAACAUACUGAGUCUUCCCAGGACACAAAGCUAAAGUUCCCAGUUAAAAAGGACUUGAGGAGAAAGUCUGAGACAGAUGCAGGUCUCUCAGCAGUUACCAAAACCAAGACUUCGUCUUCCAAAGCCAAGAGCUUCUGUGAGGGAGACGAGACAUCUGCUGAAAAGGGCCAGGUUCGUCCCAUGAGCGCUGAUUACUCCACCAAGCCAAAGUCAUGCUUCGGCUUCCAAUCCAGGCUGCCAGUUAGAGGCAAGCUUGGUCAGCCAUCCCACACUUCCACCCCCGCCAAAAAGAAAAGCGAGCCACGCAAGAAGUCCAUAGAGUUUGUUAAUGAGAUUAGUGACGAAGCGGCAAAGCUGGUUGAGAGAUUGGCUCAGGCCGAGAAAGACAAAGAGCGUGAGGCUGCCACCGCUGCCAUCUCGGAUGACGAGAGCAGCGGCAUAGACCCCUCCGCCAUAGAGAGAGAGUCUUUUCCCGAAAUGCACUUCCCUACUUCCGGAGAUGUCUAUCCCAUUAGACCCCUGUGGGACGACCCUGUUGACACGCAGAUGCAACGAAUUCCCAACGAUACAAUCAGAAGACAAGUAGAUCCACAGGAUGAAGCUGAGAGAAAAGAGGAACGAUUGGAAAUAAUAGCCGAUCACCUGGGCUUCAGUUGGACGGAGCUGGCUCGAGAGCUGGAGUUCAGCGAGGAAAGGAUCAAUCUAAUAAGGAUUGAGAAUCCGAACUCACUACAGGACCAAAGCCAUGCCCUGCUGAAGCUCUGGACUAACAGGGAUGGCAAACAUGCUACAGAAACUACAUUGAUCAAACGACUCACCAAGAUCAACAGGAUGGACAUUGUUCACCUCAUCGAAACCAAGAUAAUCAAGUCCACCCAGCAGGACACAUCGUCCCACACCUAUGCGGAGAUUGAGAGGACCAUUGCACUGGAUCACAGUGAAGGUUUUUCUGCCCUCCAUGAGGACAUAGACAGUCCCCGGCCAGGCAGGCGUACAGGUGGCACCCCCAGUGGGCCAGGGUCCAGGCAGGGGCCCUUCAUGGUGUCAGAGGAGGACCUCUCCUCCAGCAUGUCAUCACUGCACGAGACGUCAGGGCGGGUGGAGACAGACACAUCAGUAACAGGCCUCCUGAGACACGCCCAGAAGGAGAAGCUACAGAAAGAGGGCGAAACGACACAUUCUGUGGGCGGUACAUCACAGAGUGGAUCAGACAAGGCUGAGUCACUACACAUGGGCACUUUUAAACAAGCGGAUGAUCUGCCAGACAUCCCUCCGCAAACAGUGACAGAGGAACAGUACAUGGAUGAGCAUGGAAACCUGGUAGUCAAGAAGAUCACGCGGAAGGUGAUCCGUAAGUACUUCUCUCCAGACGGCGUGGAGAGAGAGGAGGUGACGGUGGAGGGAUCUCACCAGGAGAUGGUCAGUGUGGAGGAAGGAGACGGCUUCUCCAAGGUAGUGAAGAGGACUGUGGUCCGGAGCGAGGGAGAUCAGACCGAGUUGACCUUCUUGGAGCCCUUGGCCCUGGGGGCCACCACGGCCUCGGAUUUUGAGUCAGAGCAGGUGCAGGGCCGAAAGGUCAGCAAGGUGGUCAAGACGACGGUGGUGAGGGGCGAGAGGAUGGAGAAGCAGACGGGUGACUCAACGCUGGCCGCAGACCUCCCCUCGGCCAAGGAGGACUUUGAGAAGGCGUUGAGUUAUGCUGGAGGCUUUGGAAAAAUCCAACUUCCUCAUUUAGUAGAGAAAGAGGUUGUGAAGGACGACGGUUCUGUGGUCAAAAGAACCCAGAUGCGUAAGUCUCGUACCCAGAAGAGGACUGUGGUGAAAGACGCCCAGGGUAAGCAUGUGCUCCUGGAGCGGCUGGACGACACCCCAGAGACCCUGCAACCCGAUGCCCUUCGGCAACACCUGCACCUGCUGCUCCAACGCUAUUGUGCCAAGGAGGAGGAGGAAGGAGAGAAAGAGGAGGAGAAGAGAAAGAAGAAGUGAUGGGCUGAUUUGAUUUGCUGGCUGAGUUGUUCUUCUUCCCUUUUGGCCCUGCCCCCCCAUGCUACCAUAAGCCCCCUAUCCACAAAAAGCCUAUGAAGUCUUGUAAGCUCACCCCUGAUCUUUACCUUCCACACAGACAUCUCCCGCUAAAGACACUGGAUUGCAUUUUUGUUUUGUUUUUUGUUUUUUCCCUUUUGUGGCAAAUAAUGGAACACUUUUUGUUUUUGUUAUUUGUGCUUUCACUUUUUUUUUGGUUGUUUUCCUUUUGACUUUUCCUGUUUUAUUUGUUAAUUUUGUGACCAAAGAUAGUAUCCCCUUUCUCGUCAGGUUACUUAGAAUAAUAUUUGGUUGUUAUCCUUUUUUGGGGGGAGGGGGGGCUCUUCUAGUUUUUUGCUGCUGUGGUACAAUAAGCAACUACGCAAACAAAAUGCAACAAAAAGAAAACAAAAAGGGAAAACGAAUAAAGAGGGGGCACCUCUGACAUUCGCCUCAUGCACAGUCAUCUUCCUAAAGGAACGAUUGUAAACAUUUGUAAAUAAAGGAGAAGAAACAUGCUCGGACUGGGAGAAAACGAAACAAACAGCAAUUCAAAAGCAUUUAUUAAAUUUCCCCCCCACGGUACAUGCCGUACACGUACGUGCACCAAUCAAAAUCACUCUUCUGCUGUGAGGUGAAGGGUCAUAACAAAGUUGAUCCUUUUCGCCCCACUAGGAGUCACUUGUCACAAAGAGUUUUGGAAAGAUACUGUAAAAAUGGAGGAAAUUCCAUAUUCUUUCAUCAAGGACAAAUACGUGAUCUGAACCAACAUUUUACUGAAGCAAAUCAACCUCACAUAACCCUGCACUACAGUUCUGUAGUGCUGCGCGAUUAAACAAAAUGUUGGUUAUUUUUUGUAUUAUAAACAACUAUUUGACUGUCGGUUCAAUUAUUUGAAUUCCAUUUAGUUUGGGUUUUGUCUGAGCUCAGUGUGCACAUUGCGCUGUAAUUUCUCUUGCAAUAAAUCAGAUCAUGCCUGAACUGUGCGAUGUAGUAGGGAGUUGUAGUUUCCAACAGGCCAACAUUCUUUCUAGUUUAGCAACGAAAACGUGAUAAUUAACUACAAUGACCAUAAUCCAUUGCACGGCUACUUGCCCGUUCUUCCGAUACACAGAGAGCAGUUUCUUCACAAGGUAUCUCUACCUGAAAAUACCUGAUGUAAGUGAUUAAUACAGUAGUUGGUAUUCAGCAGUCAUAAAAGUAUGCCUUAUUUACUUUGAAGAACUACUAAAAUAGUGAUUUUGUCAGACAGAGAGAGAGAGAGAUGAUGACUUGGAAUGAAAUAAUAAAGUCAUCAAAUAAAACUAAUGUAAUAUACGCAACAAGUGAAAUAGUUUAUUAAAGCGUCAAUCAGCAGUAGAAACAAUUACAAAGUGUGUCCUCCCCAACCCUGUUUUGGUAAGAAGCUGAGGGAUGGGGCUGGAAAAAUGUAACCUCUCUCAAAUGCAUAGAUAGAAUUAUGGAUUCAAUAACUGACCAUCCAUGAUAAACAAAAAUUUUUCACCAUGUUUUGAGGCUAUAUAGUGCUUGUUUAAAUUUACAUUGUUUACAAACGUUGGAGUAAAACAAGCUUACAUUUUGGGUUCUGAUAAGGUACGACAGUUGAACUAAGCUCAUGAGACAUUUAUAAGUUAUUAUUCUUCAAGAAUCAUUGGGUACAUAUCACUCAUUUAUAAUUCCAAAAAUGAUUAUUGCCCCUUUAAAAGUAAAGUAACCUGAGAAACUGAUGGCUAAUAAGUGAUAAGCUGUAAUGGGCAGUCACUACCGUCACGGGACAUUCUUAAAUGGUUUUAUUCCGUGUUGUUGCAGCAUUCAAACCACAUGAUGCAUAGUGCAUUUAAUGUUACAAAAUGUAAAUUGAUAAUCGAACCGAAACGACCUCAGAAUGCAAUAAUCGCUCAGCACUACAGUUCUGUUUUACAAAGGUAGCUCAAGCUGUUUUACGUGUGCGAUAUGUCGGCUUUUUUUUGGACCGGUCCUUUGACCACACACUUUCAGCCCCCGCUCCCAUGUACUGUCAUUGUGCAUAUUUUCCUUCACACUAUAUCUAUCCCUCUCUGUUUCUGGCUUUCUGAUGUGUUCCUUCUGAGCAGCGCAUCAAGACUGCUGCCACCUCUGUGCGUGUGAACGCAUGCGAGUGUGUGUUAGUCCAUAGAAUCCUCACUGACAUUGUGACCGGCCAUUUGCGAUCCGGAAUGUUCUCGUUUCUUGUCUUUCAUGUAUGAGCACUUAUCCGAAAUGACUGCACCUAUGGGUCAGAAAACUAGGUACGUCUCCCCCCCCCCCAAGCUUCAAUCGUGUUUGACAUCUCACCCCCUGUUCAUUUUACCCCAGUGGUACAUUACUCAUAUGAAUGUCUACAGUAGCUUUGAUUAAGCCUGUUAAGAUUUUACAAGUGAGGAUGGGGACAGAGAGAAACACCACAGAGACAGUGUUUUUGUUUUAUUUGCUGUUGAUUUCUUCUGUCGGUAUCAAAUGGUAUCAAAUAAAUGGUGAUAAUCUCAAAAGAUUGGCACAUCUUGAUUUUGACAGAUUACUUUUGGUCUGAUCUGUGAUGGUACCGUGGAGAUGGAAUAUCCUUUAUGUAAAAAAAAAAAUUGGCUUUGUUUAAUUUUGAUCAGUAGAUAAACCCAAUAGAUAUGCUCUGAAUAUUGCUAGAGCCUUUUCAAAUGCAUUCUCUCACUCAGUGGAGUUUUCCUUAUUUAAUCUUGUCUGAGGGCAGCUAUGUGAUUGGUUGGAAGGCCUGGGGGAAGAGCUUGUGACAGGCGAGCGUCAAGUAAGAAAAGUUAGGGAGGUAAGUCAGCAGAUGGAUAGAUGGACAAAUGUUAAACGCAGGUUGCGACACUCAAGGUCCCUGGUUUGAAUCCCCAUGCCUUGUUUUCUAACCUUACAUUUGAAAGUUUCUAACCUUUCGAAACUAACUUUCUUAUUUUACUUUCUAAUGUUAACCUCACAUUUCUUGCCUGAUAAUGUAUUUUGACUGGUGAGAUUGAGGGUUGGUGUCUUGGCGGCAGAGGAUGUAAAAGCCUAAACUUACUGCCCUCAGAAAAAGAUCCACUGUAAAAUACCCCCCAUGCAAUAUCAAUAUGAAUUUGGCUCCCCACAGACUGAUCAGUUUUCUGGAGAUUACAUCUUUGUGUAUUUUCAUUUUGAUUCAGACUUUGAUUUCUAUAUUUAUUUAUUGACUUCCAUCCGUGCUCAUCCUCUCCUCGACUUUGCGGAGCCGUGAGUGUUUUAUGCGUGCGUUGGUGUGAGUGCGAUUUGAAGAUGCGAGUUGAGAUGAAACAAGGGAAUUGCAAUUUCAACUCUUUGACCGAUAAGUUGCCGGUGUACACAAGGCUUCACUGAAAUUCUGAAAUGGUCUGGAAACCAUGACUGAAACAAAUACAGAACCGACAUGGAUGUACUGUAAUCCUGGGCUGGCUGAAAUCAUUGUUGGUGUCAUUUGCAGUACGAACUAUAUCUAUGUAACAAUAUUACGGUUCCUCACUUUGUCAAUUUACUUUUUGUGAGAAAAAGUGAGAAAUAAAUUAAACAAAAGAAAUCUGUCAAACGUACCUUUGAUUAGACGAAUCCGCAUCUUGUUUCCAUGGUGAUACUAUUAUACAUAUAUAUAUAUAAAUAUCUGAGGGCAUGUAUUAGUUAUAAAGGAAGAAAAAAAACAGAAUUGCUAACAUGGCAUAGCAGCUACAGUCUGUACGUGGCAGAAAAUAAAAUUGUACAUGUGUCAAAUGUG